GUAUUGUGUUAUUGUUGUGUUAUUAUUGUGUUGUUAUUGUCUUGUUAUGUUUUAUUAUAUUAGUUGAUGUAUCUUCUCUAUCAGGAGCUGCUCCUCAUGGCCGACCUCUGGCAGAACGCCAUGGACCACGCUGUCAACGCCGCACGGAGAGCCGGACAGGUGAUCCGUGACGCUCUGCAGGACGACAGGAAAGUGAUGACGAAGAGUUCAUCGGUUGAUUUGGUGACACAGACUGACCAGAAGGUGGAGCAGCUCAUCAUCCAAUCAGUGAAGGAGAAGUUCCCCACUCACAGGUUCAUCGGGGAGGAGUCCGUCGCUGCAGGUGAAGCCUGCGUCCUGACCGACGCUCCCACCUGGAUCAUCGACCCCAUCGACGGGACGACCAACUUCGUUCACGCAUUUCCUUUUGUUGCUGUUUCCAUCGGAUUUACUGUCAACAAGCAGGUGGAGUUCGGGGUGGUCUACAGUUGUCUGGAGGACAAGAUGUACACAGCGAGGAGAGGGAGGGGGGCGUUCUGUAACGGAGCGCCGCUGCAGGUCUCUGACCAGGAAGACAUCAACCAGUCCAUCAUCGCCACCGAGUUCGGUUCCAGCAGAGACCCUGAAGCUGUAGAGAAGAUCUUCUCCAGCCUGAAGAGGAUCCUCUGCAUCCCCGUCCACGGGGUGCGCGGUGCAGGAACUGCAGCCACCAACAUGUGUCUGGUGGCGUCCGGUUGUGUCGAAGCGUAUUAUGAGAUCGGGAUGCAUGUCUGGGAUCUGGCCGCCGGCUCGCUGGUGGUCUCUGAAGCCGGAGGAGUCCUGAUGGACGUUGAAGGAGGAGACGCCGACCUGAUGUCCAGAAGGAUCGUUGCUGCCAACAGCAGAACCAUUGCUGAGAGGAUCGUCAAGGAGAUCGACCCGUUCAGUCCGCCCAGAGAUGACGCUCCGCCGCCGCCUACCAACCAGUGAAGGAGUGAAGGUUCAGUCCGCCCAGAGACGACGCUC
Sebastes umbrosus (honeycomb rockfish) is the source of this 984-nucleotide messenger RNA. It is a transcript of the gene impa1, whose product is annotated as inositol monophosphatase 1. Gene Ontology annotation, biological process: inositol metabolic process; phosphatidylinositol phosphate biosynthetic process; signal transduction. The transcript is spliced from 8 exons. The record is from RefSeq and is a predicted model, not a curated record. NCBI's taxonomy places the organism in Eukaryota, Metazoa, Chordata, Actinopteri, Perciformes, Sebastidae. Gene Ontology annotation, molecular function: inositol monophosphate 1-phosphatase activity. Bases 67 to 948 code for a protein of 293 amino acids.